AUGGCAGUAAUAAAUGGUGCUUUAGGCAAACUGGAAAAUCUUUUCAAUUUUCUUACGCCUUUAGUUGAGGAUGAAGAGGAUAACAAUGAAAAUCGAAAGCGUAGAAAACUGUCCUAUGACCUUGUAGGUCAGCAAAAUUAUGUCGAAGAAAACGGUUCAAAUCAAAAGCCGAUCGCACGAUGCAAAAGCACGGUCCAGUUUCCGAUCACAUUUUACAAUGUUGACAAACAACUAUUGAAAGAAUCAGCUCUAUUAUUAGAUAAAUACAACGAAAAACAAGCACUGACUGUAGAAUGGUGCUAUACUAAGUUGAUCGAUUCUACAUUUGCAUCGAUGAAGAUCAUCUCGUUAGAAAGCGCUGAGAUUGUUGUUGAGCAUGAAUGUGUCGUUAGAGCGGAACAGUUUAAAGAAGACUUAACUGAGGCUUGCGAAACUGAAACGGAUCUGUUUGUUGCAUUGGUAUAUGCAUCCUCUACUGGUUUAGUAACGGUUUCCAAUAUUAAAAUUCGCUCAUCCGCAAAUACGUUUGACCGAAACCAGGAGCCUAUGAAUUUACAUCUUGAUCUGGCAUACAGUAUGGAUCCAGCACACAAAAAAAAGGCGUCUAAACUUAUCUGCGCAUUGUCAAAAAAACUGAAGAUCAAAACACUACCAGCAUCAACGCAUGCCAAGAAACAAUUAGGGGGCAUAGAGAAUAUACCUAGUAGAAGCUUGAAUAGAAGUACAAAGGUCGAAAAUAAAUUCAUGGGCGCAAAAACGAGGAAAGAAGCAGGUAGUGCUGGUAUUACCGAUAUAAAUGUCAAAGUUGAGAAUUACAAAGGUAGUGAGGCGUCUUUAGCAUCCUCGACAUCUAUGAAUACGAAGGCCAUACCCGUAUAUAUUCAGGCAUUAAAUUUAAUUGAAACUGUAACAACAAAAACGCCACAGUCAGAGCAAAGCACAAUCCCCAUUGACAAUUCUGUUGAACAGUUUUAUGCUUUCCUACAGCCUGAAGUAUCAAAAAUGCAUUUACGUCAAUAUACUUCACCAGAAGUUAUUGCUACAUUAACGCCCUUCCAAACACAAAAUACUCAAUGGAUGAUUAGUAGAGAGGCACACUAUGUGAACGGGGAUGGAGUUGUGAAAGCCAAUCCCUUCGUAUAUAGAGAAUUACCAUUAUUGUAUGCCGGAGAGCACCAAACUUCAACGACAGGAAAUUACACCAAUCUUAUGACUGAUGCUACCAGUACUGAUCGGAAAGCUAUUUCUGAUUUGAUCGAUCGAUCCUACAGAGGCGGAAUUCUAGCCGAUGAGAUGGGUUUAGGAAAGACUAUUAGUGUGCUGAGCCUAGUAGCAAAACACAAGUACAAUCCCUCAGAUUUAUAUCAUCCUAAAGAGGAUGACUUUCCUAAUCUGACAGUUGUAAGAAGCACUCUCAUCAUAGCGCCCGGAUCUAUCGUCAACCAAUGGAAGUCUGAAAUAGAGAAGCAUGCUCCUAGCCUAAAAGUACUUGUGUACGAGGGACGUCGAAAGGAUCCAACUAUUCAACCAUAUGAUUUUGCAGAAUAUGACAUUGUUUUAACUCAUUAUGAGGCAUUCACAUCAGAAAUUCAUUAUACCAAACCUCCUCCUAAACGGCCUAGGAGAUCAGGCGUCGAAUAUAAACGAGAAUUCAUGAUUAGCCCUUUGGUUGCUACUUUAUGGUUUCGUUGUAUAUUAGAUGAAGCGCAAAUGAUUGAAGCCCCUUUGACGAGAGUUUCAUCCGUCGCUAAGCUAAUUCCUCGGUGGUAUUCAUGGGCUGUUACCGGUACUCCUAUGAAACGAGACUUCAAUGAUCUCUACGGUCUCUAUGAUUUUUUAUCUUUAGAAGAAACCUUAAAUCGAGAAAAAGAUUUUAGAUUACUAUGUACAGAUCCCCGUUACAGAACGAUUUUCUAUAAUUUUGCGAAAACAACUAUUAGAAGAAAUGCCAAGUAUAUGCUUGAGAACCAAAUACAUAUUCCUGAACAGCAUCGUCAUGUUGUUCGUAUACCCUUCACACAAAUUGAGCAGCAUUAUUAUGAUGAUCUAUGGAGGGCCUGCCGAACUGCAUUACGUCUGGAAUGGCUGGAUAGUAUCAAUUGGACAUUACCACCAAAUGCUUCUCAGCAAACAAUAAAUGACUUUGAUGCUAUUCAAACAAGAAUGAGAACCUGGUUACUAGCCUUACGUCAAAAUUGUGUUCAUCCAUCCAUAAUUACGAAUACUUCUAUGAAGCUAAGCGUUUCCGCAAAUGUUAAUAACAAGAAGUUUCAGUCUUUAGAUGAAGUGUUAAUGGAUAUGGGAAAAUCUGCUAAAACAGCGUUAGAUGACAAUCAAUACUCAUACUACAAAAUGCAACUGAAAUAUGGUGGCAUGUUUGAAUUGCUGAAACAAUUUGAUAGAGCAGCUAAAGUCUAUCUCAAAUACAUUCCAAGUGUACAAGAAAUUGUGAAAGACAAUAUUAAAGAAUUAGCCGAUCAUUGUAAAUUGAAAAAUCAAGAGAAGGGAAGAGAAUAUGCUGAAGGAACAUCUUCCUUGGUGACUCUUAGAGACGCCGAUAAUGAGGAGAAAGAAAUUAAAGAUGAUAGAGUAUCUGUUUUGUUAUCCCAGCGACUGUCAAAAUGGCGCAUGCUGUUACAUCAGUAUUAUUUCUUCCUCGCGGGCGUGUAUCAUGCCAUAGAAAAUCAGGAGCAGGAAGAUUACUAUUAUUCAGAAGCCAGUGCGAUACGUCGUCAGUUGUUAGAGCCUAAUGCUUUAAAUGUCAAAACAUAUACGGAAGAAAUGUUGAAAGCAGCCGCACGAAUUGAAGCGAAUGAUGAGUUAAAAUGCGGAAGUAGAUCUAUUUCCUUCGACUUCUUACAAAAAAUAAGCUAUGAUGAUGACGAAGAUAGCGAUGAUGAUGAGCCUUUUGAUAUUGUCAAAGAUCAACUCAAAAAUGAUGAACCUAAUAACUUCAGAGAAGGUUCACAGCGAAAAGCUGAUCUCAAUUUGUUAUGGAAUGUCAAAUAUAUCGGGGGUCAAUUAGAUGACCAGCUAGAGAAAAUAUUAUUUUUGCGGAGUAAAAUUAUACCUAUCCUUUCGAAACCACUAGUCGAUAAUGAUGCAAAUGAUGAGGUUACCGGCAAUGAAUAUGAGGAAUCACUCGAGCAGCAGGAGUUGUGUGAAAUCUACUUAUCAGCAUAUCAAAAUCUUCUAAAAGACAGAAGAUUCAUCGUUAAAGGCAUAGUAGCCCCUUUGUCAGACUUAAGUGAUUCAGAUUGGGACAAUGGAGAGUUUGUAAGCGAGCGUGGACGACGGAUUGAAGCCAAUGAAAAGAGCUUUCGGAAACAGAUUAUGUUCCCAGGAACUUUCCAUAUCGAAUGCUUAAAAGAUAUCGAAGUGUCCUUGAGGGGUUUGAGGAGAAAAAUUGCUGAAUAUCCAGACAUGCAUGAAAUUGAAGAUUUGCUAAAAAAAGAGCACGAUCAUAUUCGAUCUCAUAUACCUCUGCAAACAAAGUUAAUUGAUCUUUUGGAUACUGAUUUUAGAAGGAUUUCACAAUUAUUUAAUGGGCGCAUUGCGUAUUAUAAAUACUUACAAGCAAUUUCAGAUACUCUAGUUGAAUGGAAUGAUCCAAAUCCAGCGCGACAACUGAGCAAAAUUGAAAUUCAAAGCGAAAAAGUGUUGGAAAUGAUCAGUCAAAGCAGGUCAAGAGCAAUGUAUUUUAAAACGCUCAUCGAAGAACAGAAGAAACUGGAUACGGAAGUUGAGAAUAAAAAGCCAAAAGAUUGUCUUAUCUGUCAAGAGCCCUUCGAGAAAGGCAUAAUUACUUAUUGUGGACAUACAUCUUGUGUCGAAUGCGGUAUUCGUUGGUUCAAGUCGAGUAAGAGAUGCCAUACCUGUAAUGCUACUGUAAAGAUGAACGAAUGGUACAACAUAUCCUAUAAAAAGAUUGAAAUGCAUAACAAGGAGGAUAUCAAUCCCGUUCGUAGCAGUUGUACAUCUUCAUCCUCUUUAGCAUGCAUCAAUAACGUAAAUACGGAUAAUCAGGUUGAAUUGCAUUCGCUUAUUCAAAAAAUUGGUAGGCAAAAAAUUGUUGAAGGACAAGGUGCCAAACUAGACAGCAUUCUUCGACACAUUAAAUACAUCAAAGUAACAACACAAGGCAAAUGUGUUGUCUUUUCACAGUGGACCAAAGUGCUAGAGAUGCUUUCCCUGGGCCUGAAGAGAAAUGGCAUUAAAUAUGUACAAUUAAACUCUGGCUCUUCAACUAAUAAGAACACAGUUACGAAGUUUCAGAAUGAUCCUGACAUUAGUGUCAUUCUUUUACAUGCAAGAAGUCAAUCCAGUGGCUUGACUUUGGUUGCUGCACAAACAGUCUUUAUUGUGGAGCCUGUUUUAAAUGAGUCAAUGGAGAAGCAGGCUAUUAAUCGUAUCCAUCGUAUUGGUCAGAAGAAAGAGACAAAUGUAUUCUGGUACAUUGUUCAGGAUACUAUUGAAGAACGUAUUCAAAAAAUUCAUGAUCUUAGAAGAGAUCACAGCAAGGAUCAUUAUAUGAACAAUAACGAACAUCACCAGCUAUCAAAGCUCUCAGAUGGUGGAGGUGAGUUCGUGGCGGAUGAUGAUCUUCGUCGCUGCUUCACGUGUGAUGAAUCGUAUGCCUUGCGAUUGUGA
Messenger RNA from Mycotypha africana, 4650 nucleotides. Its product is annotated as SNF2 family N-terminal domain-containing protein. Bases 1 to 4650 code for a protein of 1549 amino acids. The transcript is spliced from 15 exons. NCBI's taxonomy places the organism in Eukaryota, Fungi, Mucoromycota, Mucoromycetes, Mucorales, Mycotyphaceae. Gene Ontology annotation, biological process: protein polyubiquitination; DNA damage response. The record is from RefSeq and is a predicted model, not a curated record. Gene Ontology annotation, cellular component: nucleus. Gene Ontology annotation, molecular function: ATP-dependent chromatin remodeler activity; ATP binding; ubiquitin protein ligase activity.